Molecule: messenger RNA, 2214 nt
Organism: Macadamia integrifolia
Lineage: Eukaryota; Viridiplantae; Streptophyta; Magnoliopsida; Proteales; Proteaceae
Product: pectate lyase-like
Exons: 3
Coding region: 683-1990 (435 amino acids)
Molecular function (GO): pectate lyase activity
Source: RefSeq, a predicted model, not a curated record
AAUUGUUGAGGAUUACAUAUGGCCAAGAAAUUCAUGGAUCAUAACUCUUGGAGCCAUGGAGUUCAAUUAGGCCACACGGUAUCGACAACACUUUGUCCUGCUAGAGAGUCAACAGUAUUGUUAACCUCUCUAGGGAUACAAAGUGCAGUAGCGUUGAAUGUUUCAACACCUCUCCUUUUUAACGGCCAAAAUGAAGAAUUAAGUUUAAGACAAGAAAAGGAAAAGGAAAAGGAAAAGGACGAGGAAAAAAGAAAAGGAACAGGAACAGAAAACAGAAAACAAGGGACGAGACGGUUACAUGUCAAAAAUCAAAAUUAGUGGAAAGCCUAGUUUUUAGCCCCAAAAGUCUCAACUCUGCUGGUUUUCUCCACUAUCUUUAAGCUCUCUCCUUCCAAUAUAUAAACACAUGAAUCGCUUUUAAUGCUUCAAGCCCACGUUAACGGAGCCAAAUAGCAGAAAUGAAUUCUGCAUUGUAGAGGCACACGUGGGGUACUAUUGGUUGGUUUUUGGCUUCUUGGCUCUAUUGUUUCAGUGAGAAUUUUUCUAUGUAUCAUUCAAACACCGAUUUAAAUCGUUUUAAACUUGAGACCACUUAGCCAUCUUCCAUCCAAUACCACCAUCAUCUCUGUCUCUCUCUAAUAGAUAAAAAUCCUAGAGAGAGAGACAGAGAAAAGAAGAAGAAAUGGAGUCAUUGAAGUACAGCAUCUUAUUUUUCUUCGUUUUCUUCACCUAUGCGGUGAGAGCCCACAUCGGAGAAUUGGAUGAGGUGUGGCAAAAGCGAGCCAAGGAGGCGGAGCAACGUACCAUCAGCAACUUCGAACCCAAUCCCGAAAAAGUCACCAAUCAUUUCAAUUCUAAAUUCGACAAGGCAUUGAUGGCGGCGGGGAACAGCACGAGAAGGUCAUUGAAGAAGUACGCAGGGCCAUGCCUGGCGACGAACCCUAUCGAUAGGUGCUGGAGGUGCGAUCCUCUCUGGGCCCAGAGGCGGAGGCGUUACUCCAAUUGCGUGUUAGGGUUUGGAAGGAAGACAAGAGGUGGUAAGAAAGGUAAGUACUACGUUGUCACCGACGCAUCCGACGAUGACAUGGUCAACCCCAAGCCUGGAACCCUACGUUACGGAGUUAUCCAAAAGCAACCCCUUUGGAUCUACUUCGCCCGUGACAUGAUCAUCCGCCUCAACCAAGAACUCAUGGUGACCUCCAACAAGACCAUCGAUGGCCGUGGUGCUAAUGUCCACAUCGCUUAUGGUGGCGGCAUCACCCUUCAGUUCGUUGACAAUGUCAUCAUCACCAACCUCCACGUUCACGAUAUCGUCUCUGGAACUGGUGGCAACAUCCGUGACUCCGUCGACCAUUACGGUUACCGCACAGCCAGUGAUGGAGAUGGUGUCUCCCUCUUCGGGGCUACUAAUAUCUGGGUCGACCACUUGUCCAUGUCUCGCUGCAAGGAUGGCCUCAUCGAUGCCAUUAUGGGUUCCACCGCUGUCACCCUCUCCAACAACCACUUCACCCACCACAACGAGGUGAUGUUGUUCGGAGCAAGUGACAGCUACUCGGCCGACGAGAAGAUGCAGAUCACGGUGGCAUUCAACCACUUUGGGAGGGGAUUGGUACAGAGGAUGCCUAGAUGCCGAUGGGGAUUCUUCCACGUUGUGAACAAUGACUACACCCAUUGGCUAAUGUACGCAAUCGGUGGAAGUCAGCACCCAACCAUUGUGAGUCAGGGAAACCGAUUCAUUGCUCCACCAACAAUAGGAGCGAAGGAGGUGACAAAGAGGGAUUACGCAGCCCAGGAGGUGUGGAAGAACUGGAUAUGGAGGUCCGAGGGAGAUCUUCUAGUGAACGGUGCCUUCUUUGUAGAGUCAGGAGUUCCCUUCAAGGAGAGACCUUUCCCUAAGAAGGAUAUGAUCUCUUUCAAGCCUGGAACCUUCGUUAGUAGGCUCACCCGCUUCGCUGGUUCACUUAAUUGCGAGGUUGGAAAGCCUUGCUAAAUUGGUUCUAUCACUUAUAAAAUCGGCAUCCGUGUAUAUCAGAAUUCAGACAGAGGCUUGAGUUCAAUGUUUGAUCUUCUUCUUCUUCAUUCUUCUUCUUACUAUGUUUGGUCCUCUUUGAGUGGCGUUCUUUUCUUGGAAAAAAAAAAAUUAAGGAAACAUUUAUUCCUGUUGAUUGGUAGCCGUUUCUGAUUUAAUUUAUAUAUAAUUAGUACUUUCUUCUC